AUGGAGAAGUAUUUUAAAUGUAAAUCUACGUUUUCUUGUGAUGAGCAAGAUGUUAAUAAAAGGAAUGUUCGAGAUAAAAUAGAUGAAAUGAACGUUGGGGAUGAAAUUGAUGGAACUAAUCUUGAAGAUGGCCCAAUUCAAACAAAUGUCGAGGAUGUUGGGGAUGAAAGUCAUGAAUUUGAUGUUGCACAGCUACCUUCAGAUCCUGGAUUGAGAGUUCUAAUACAAAAUUAUGAUAUUAAUGUCCGAGAUGAAAUUCGAAGAACAUAUGUGCAACGGGAUCCUUGUCAGCCUCGCAAUCAUGAAUUUUCACCCACAAGAAUGGCUAACAAAGAUAGGCGAUUUUGUGUUUCAUGGUAUAAUGAGCAUCCUAGUUGGUUGGAAUACAGUAUAGCUAAAGAUGUUGCAUUUUGCUUUUAUUGUUAUCUUUUUAGUUCAAGUGGUGGUUCAUUUGUUAAUGGUGGGUUCUCAAAUUGGAAAAGGAAAGAGAUUAUUAGAAAACAUGUUGGGGCAUCAAAUAGCGCACACAAUCAGGCUCGAGUCCAGUAUGAAUCAUUCAAGAAUCAAGAACAAAGCAUUCAAACCUGUCUCUUUAAACAAUCGCUUCAAACUCGAACAGAGUAUCGAAUUCGUUUGAAUGCAUCAAUUGAUUGUGUUCGAUUUCUUCUACGACAAGGGUUGGCCUUUCGUGGACAUGAUGAAUCUAAAGAUUCAAACAAUCAAGGGAACUUUCUUGAACUAUUACAUUGGUUGUGUGAUCACAAUACUGAGAUUAAGGCUGUUGCUCUGACGAAUGCACCUGAAAAUCUGAAAUUAACAUCACCACGAGUUCAAAAAGAUAUCGUGAGUGCUAUUUCUUCUGAAAUUCUAAACGUGAUUAUCAAAGAUGUUGGUAAUAGUUUCUUUUCUAUUUUAGUAGAUGAAUCUCGAGACAUUUUAGUGAAGGAGCAAAUGUCAGUUGUCAUUCGUUAUGUGAAGAAUGGACAUGUAUUGGAACAUUUUAUCGGUGUUAUACAUGUUUUGAGUACCACAGCUGUCUCACUUAAGGCUGGAAUUGAUAAAUUAUUUUCCACACAUAGUCUAAGUAUAUCUAAUUUAAGAGGUCAAGGAUAUGAUGGAGCUAGCAAUAUGCAAGGUGAGUAUAAUGGUCUCAAAACACUUAUUUUGAAAGAAAAUUCAAGUGCCUACUACAUUCACUGCUUUGCUGAUCAACUUCAACUGGCUCUUGUAGCUGUGGCACUGAAACAUCCAAAGAUAGAAACUUUUUUCACUUCAGUACACAGAUUGGUGAAUGUUGUAGGAGGAUCAGCUAAACGAAACGAUCUUAUUCGAGAGAAACAAAGAUUGAAAAUUUUUGAAUCACUUAGUACAUGCGAAAUAUCAAGCGGGCGGGGUCUCAAUCAAGAAACUACUCUUAAGCGUUCUGGUGAUACAUGUUGGGGAUCUCACUACAGUUGUUUACUUAACCUGAUAGUCAUGUUUUCAACCAUUGUUGAUGUUGUUGAGAUGAUUGCUACUGACACUACAAGUUCUGGAACAAGAGGUGAUGCAUUUAUUUUAUUGGAAAAGAUUUUGGGAAUUUCAAAUGAAUUGUCGAAAGCAUUACAAAGAAAAGAUCAAGAUAUUGUUAAUGCCAUGAGAUUGGUACAAUUAUGUAAAGCACAGCUCCAAACCAUGAGAGAUGAUGGAUGGGAUUCUUUUCUUGGAAUGGUUUGUUCGUUCUGUGAAGCUCAUGAGAUAAAUGUUCCCAAUAUGGAUGAUAUGUUCGUAACUCUAGGUCGUCCACGACGUGAUAUAGUGACAAAUUUGCAUCAUUUUCGUGUAAAAAUGUUUUAUGCCAUCAUUGAUAUGCAACUUCAAGAGCUGAAUGAUCGUUUUUUAGAGGUCAAUAGUGAGUUACUCCUUUGUGUUGCAUGUUUGUGUCCAAAUAAUUCAUUUGCCGCUUUUGACAAGAAUAAAGUGAUUCGACUAUGUCAGUAUUAUCCGGCAGAUUUUGACACGACAGAUAUCUUGGAACUUGAUGAUCAACUAGAUACAUAUAUCUUUGACAUGCGCACUCACGAAGAUUUUGGAGAAUUACAAGACCUUAGUGAUCUUGCACAGAAGUUGGUUGCAAAAAAUAAACAUGAAAUUUAUCCAUUAGUUUACAAACUUGUGACAUUAGCCUUAGUCCUUCCUGUGGCUAUUGCUACAGUUGAGAGAGCAUUUUCUGCGAUGUUAAUUGUUAAAAAUUGUUUGCGCAAUCGAAUCAGGGAUCAAUGGUUGAAUGAUAGUUUGAUUGCAUAUAUUGAGAAUGAUGUAUUUGAUAAUAUUGAAAAUGAUGUCAUUAUGGAACGUUAUCAAAGUAUGAGAACUCGUAGAGAACAAUAA
This is a messenger RNA of Olea europaea var. sylvestris, 2370 nucleotides long. Its product is annotated as zinc finger MYM-type protein 1-like. The coding region runs from base 1 to 2370 and encodes 789 amino acids. Lineage: Eukaryota; Viridiplantae; Streptophyta; Magnoliopsida; Lamiales; Oleaceae. The transcript has 2 exons. Gene Ontology annotation, molecular function: protein dimerization activity. The record is from RefSeq and is a predicted model, not a curated record.